GUUCAUCGUAGUCACGUGACGCCCACAUGGAUAAUUACUUCCGGGCGGCAUGGAUAGUUGUCCGUGUAUUGUGAAAUAAACACACUUCUGUGAAUAAAAUAAUGUGCAACUUUAAAACACUUUAAGAUGCCCAUACAUGAUGCCAGUGCACUUCUGGAAAGGAAGACCGAGACAUAAAACAUUGACUGAAUGAACAGAGAUUGUCAGCUGGUCCCAGAUCCACACACAAUUCCCAGGAAAACCGAGGGGUAGAAGGUCAGCAUCAUCAUCACGUGAAGUGAACUAGGGGAAACGAACCGGGGUCAGGACUAGGGAGAGCUCUCGGGAGGCUAUCAUCACAGGCCCCAAGGCAUGCAUCACAACAGAAUUACUCCAGUCCAUGGCAACGGUUGUGGAAUAAAUGGCAACCUUUCAAAAUAUGGGACCAAAGGUCGGAAUGACGCUGCAGGAAACGGUGGGAAUGGCGAGAAGAGCCGAAGCCUCGUCAUCAAGGAGCUGGGGAUUAGCAGCACAGACUUCAUCGGGCCUCUGUGUCGGCCGCAAGAGCCCAAGCCUAAAGCAGAGCCCAAGCCUAAAGCAGAGCCCAAGGCUAAAGCAGAGCCCAAGGCUAAAGCUAAAUCCAAGCUUAAAGCAAAACCCAAGCCUAAGGCCAACAUUGAGAAUGAACUCAGUGACUUCUACAAGGAAUUGGAUGAGCUAGAACCGGUGGACUGUGUUGACGGCAGUACAAAUGAACACACAGAUGAAAGUGACGCUAAGGUCUGGGAACCCCGAAACCCACCCCCCUCUGGGCAACAGAUGUUUCCCAAAGACCAGGACAGUCGCAGGCCUCAUCCAUACAGGAAUGACCACAGUGACCACUGGCCCCCAAAGAGACACAGGCCCGACGUUCAGCAAGGGCCAGACUGUCAUGGGCCCAACCUGCCUUGGGGCUCAAACCAAUGGCAGCAUUCUCAGGCUUUCAGGGGUACACCCAGGCCCCCGUUCCACAAUUUCCACAUGUCUGGGUAUGGCAGGCCCCCUGGACCCCCACCUCCUCCCCGCCCCCCUCCAGGCCCUGUAUGUCCUCCAGUUUUUGGGCCCCCAGUGAGCACCAACUUUGACUGUCGUUGGGAGCGCCAACCAGGUCCCAGGUACCCCCCCUUCAGUGGCUUUGGUGAUUACGAAGCCCCCAACAACGACAGCACUCAGGCUUAUCCUCGCCCUGGUUCUGAUGGCUCCAGCAGUCGGGCUUUCCCUCGCCCUGGUUCUGAUGGCUCCAGCAGUCGGGCUUUUCCUCCCCCUGGUUCUGAUGACUCCAGCCGUCGGGCUUUCCCUCCCCCUGGUUCUGAUGGCUCCAGCAGUCGGGCUUUCCCUCCCCCUGGUUCUGAUGGCUGUAGUCCUCGGGCUUUCCCUCCCCCUGGUUCUGAUGGCUCCAGCAGCCGGGCUUUUCCUCCCCCUGGUUCUGAUGGCUCCAGCCGUCGGGCUUACCCUCCCCCUGGUUCUGAUGGUUCCAGCAGUCGGGCUUACCCUCCCCCUGGUUCUGAUGGCUCCAGCAGUCGGGCUUACCCUCCCCCUGGUUCUGAUGGCUCCAGCAGUCGGGCUUUUCCUCCCCCUGGUUCUGAUGGCUCCAGCAGUCGGGCUUUCCCUCCCCCUGGUUCUGAUGGCUCCAGCAGUCGGGCUUUCCCUCCCCCUGGUUCUGAUGGCUCCAGCCGUCGGGCUUUUCCUCCCCCUGGUUCUGAUGGCUGUAGUCCUCGGGCUUACCCUCCCCCUGGUUCUGAUGGCUCCAGCAGUCGGGCUUACCCUCCCCCUGGUUCUGAUGGCUCCAGCAGUCGGGCUUUCCCUCCCCCUGGUUCUGAUGGCUCCAGCAGUCGGGCUUUUCCUCCCCCUGGUUCUGAUGGCUCCAGCAGUCGGGCUUUCCCUCCCCCUGGUUCUGAUGGCUCCAGCAGUCGGGCUUUUCCUCCCCCUGGUUCUGAUGGCUCCAGCAGUCGGGCUCUUCCUCCCCCUGAUUCUGAUGGCUCCAGCAGUCGGGCUUUCCCUCCCCCUGGUUCUGAUGGCUCCAGCAGUCGGGCUUUUCCUCCCCCUGGUUCUGAUGACUCCAGCCGUCGGGCUUUCCCUCCCCCUGGUUCUGAUGGCUCCAGCCGUCGGGCUUUCCCUCCCCCUGGUUCUGAUGGCUCCAGCAGCCGGGCUUUUCCUCCCCCUGGUUCUGAUGACUCCAGCAGUCGGGCUUUCCCUCCCCCUGGUUCUGAUGACUCCAGCAGUCGGGCUUUCCCUCCCCCUGGUUCUGAUGGCUGUAGUCCUCGGGCUUUCCCUCCCCCUGGUUCUGAUGGCUCCAGCCGUCGGGCUUUCCCUCCCCCUGGUUCUGAUGGUUCCAGCAGUCGGGCUUACCCUCCCCCUGGUUCUGAUGGCUCCAGCAGUCGGGCUUUUCCUCCCCCUGGUUCUGAUGGCUCCAGCCGUCGGGCUUACCCUCCCCCUGGUUCUGAUGGCUCCAGCCGUCGGGCUUUUCCUCCCCCUGGUUCUGAUGGCUGUAGUCCUCGGGCUUACCCUCCCCCUGGUUCUGAUGGCUCCAGCCGUCGGGCUUACCCUCCCCCUGGUUCUGAUGGCUGUAGUACUAGGGCUUACCCUCCCGCUGGUUCCGAUAGGGAUGACAGGGUGAAUGGCUGCUCCUCGCACAGUGAAGGCAUCAGGCCCCGGCCUUACAUGGACUCUGACUGGAAUCGGCACCACGAGCCAGAACCAGAACCAGUGCCCCAGCAGCAGGGUUACCAGCCGCCACACUCUGACUGCGAUUACCGGCCAACCCGCCUCCUGCUCCUCAUUCUGAUGAGGGGACUGCCAGGGUCAGGGAAGACCACGUUGGCCAAGGAAUUACUGUCCUUUGGUCCCAAUGGAAUGGUGCUCAGCACUGAUGAUUACUUCUCCGAGGAGACCGGAUACACCUACAGCCCCUUCCUGAUUGGGGAUGCACACGACUGGAACCAGGAAAGAGCCAGGGAAGCAAUGGAUGGUGGCCGUUCUCCUGUGAUCAUCGAUAAUACGAAUAUAGAGGCCUGGGAAAUGAGGCCGUAUGUGUUAAUGGCCUUAGAGAGGGGGUACAACAUAGACUUCCAUGAACCAGACACCAGCUGGAAGCUGGAUCCUUUUGAGUUGGAGAAGAGGAACAAACAUGGCGUCCCCUCCAGGAAAAUCGCUCAGAUGCGGGAUCGGUUUGAGCUGCCCAUCUCUGUGGACAUUGUGCUGAACUCCAGAGACCCACCACACAAAAACGCACUGUGGCCGCCAUCUCAACACCCACCAUCUCUGCACCCCCCAUCUCAACGCCCCCAAUCUCACCCCCCACCAUCUCAACGCCCCCAAUCUCACCCCCCACCAUCUCAACACCCACCAUCUCUGCACCCCCCAUCUCAACGCCCCCAAUCUCACCCCCCACCAUCUCAACGCCCCCAAUCUCACCCCCCACCAUCUCAACGCCCCCAAUCUCACCCCCCACCAUCUCAACGCCCCCAAUCUCACCCCCCGCCAUCUCAACACCCACCAUCUCUGCACCCCCCAUCUCAACGCCCCCAAUCUCAACCCCCAGCAUCUCAACGCCCCCCAUCUCACUUCCUGCCAUCUCAGCGCCCACCAUCUCACUUCCUGCCAUCUCAGCACCCGCCCAGGUAGCGACACCGCACGAUUCCCUCCUUCCUCGGCAACUAGACCAUCAGGGAUGAAACGCUGACUAUUGAAGAUCUGAUCAACCAGUUUUAUUGCAUUAGAUUUUGAGCUAGUGUUUUUAAUGAAGACGCCAGCAUAUUUUCUACGUUUAUACUGAAAUUUUCAGGUGCCUGAACAUGCACGACAUUGUUUCUUACUGAUUUAAAAAAAAAAAAGUGCAGAUGUGUCUGAGAAUUGUAUUAAUUAAUGAAGGUUAUCGUAUAUUGCUGUAAAAGUUCAGUAGGCAUUUGUCUCAAUGCACGUGUCAUGAUGCACAGUUUCUACCACAGUUCACAUUUCCGUCUAAUAUUGUGUUUGCUGGUGGCAUGUGUGUAAGACGCAUAACGCAACACAUAAUGUAGAGGGUGGGAAGGCCCAUUCUCUGGGCAGGCCAGUAUAGAACACAAAGACACCUUCAGCUAGCAGUGGUCAGUAGUGUUCCAGAGUAACCUUUCCUGAUGCUGAAGUAUGUUUAUUAGAGCAGGCUAUAAUUUUGGUGGCUAAAAGUGAGAAACUACAUGCUUUUCCAUUUAGGAUGUUAGUAAUUAAUCUCACACAUUACAACCAUGAAACCACACAAUCAUGCAUAUAGUAGAAUCAACAAUGCAGUCAUGAUUAACUUGGCUUAGGAAACCAUGACAGAACCUAACAUAUGCAGUAUGAAAGAAAACUUUAAAUUCUGUGGAAGCAGUUCAGCUUGUUGAAACGGCUGUGUAAUGUGAAAAGGAAACAGUGUAGCAGACUUAAUCACAGUUUAAGAGUUCAAGUCAGGAGGGUUUGUUUUUUUUCUGGAAGUUUACUAUAUACCAGGUAGACUCUGCUAUUCCCCCAUCUUCAUGUUGUGAGGUAAUCUGCUACUGAAAAUAACUAAAGCUUUCUGCAAUUUGAUGACUGGAGGGGGGGGGUAUCUUUUGUAUAUUAUUAUACCAAGAAACCCGUUUGCUCAGGGUGGGACCCAAGAGUUCCAUAAAUUCUGUUGCCAAGUGAAAUAUUCUAGAGCUUCACUGCAAAUGUAACCAUUCGCCAGGAAGCACCAUUAGAGACAGGCUUUUUCCAAUGCAUUGAGUGAAGAAUGUUAAAAGGGCGUAUCUGGAUUCAGUUAAGAUGCUGCAUAUUAUUGACAGACAAUUAUCUAUGAUGGGACAUAGAUAUGUUUCCCAAAUACAGUGAGACCACUGACAGCACGUAGACUACCGAUAGACAGCUAUGCACCUUUAUGCCUUCAAUGCAGUUGAAAAGGGUUGUCUCAUUCAAAUUCUCUGACAAAUGGUAACUGACCAAAGGUUUUGCACUAUUAAAAGAAACUUCUAAUUAAACAAAGUUUGUUUUCAUAGUUUAUUUUUGUUGCACCUGAGAGUAAUUUACUGUCAGAUGGGCAGAUGCUCACUUUAAUACUGUUCUCAGUCGCGUAAGAACCAUUGAGAGUCCAUUAUGUAUUUUGUACAAUUUAUUUACAUUAGUUUACCAUACUAAUACAAUUAAUUGUAUUAAAGCAUUGGUGUUUAUGUCACCAGUAUUUAGAGAACAUUUCUACUAGUUUGAUUUGGAAUAUUCCAUUUUUUUUUACAAUCACUUUGGUGCUAAUCUCACAAGUUUGUGCUCAAUUUUCAAAAGCUUAGACACUCAAAACACAGCCUCUCCUAUGUUCAAAAGCUUGUGUUGUGCAUUCAUAUAUUUGAAGAAAUCUUCAGAAUAAUUUGUUUCAAAUAACUACAGUAAUAACAUACAGUAAUGAGUUGGAAAAGGCAAAAAAAGGCCCUGCAUAUACCUACUGUCCAAUCUGAAAACAUUGUCUGGAACAGUGGAACAUCUCAUACAUUAACAUAGGAACAGUGUUGGUAAAGGAUGAUGAUGAUGAUGAAAUAUUAGUAAAAUUAGUAAAGUUCAAAUUAAAACUAGUUUAAAAAGGCUCAUGUUCUAAAGUAAUUGGUGUCAAUAGAUUUCCUUAUCCUAAAACAUUUGCGAUCUAAACAUGGACUGUUAUUACAGUAAUCCUUUUCCAUAACACUGCAUUGGAAGUAAUGUUACAGUUAUCAGUUUGAGCAGUUGGAUUAAUUGAUAGAUGCAUUGUAAUGAAAUGAAAAUACCGUAUCGUAUGUAAUGUGUGUAUUAACACUGAUGUUAAGUUAGUUGUGCCAUUGUGAACAAGUGAUUUUGUUCAGCCAAUUGAAAAAAAGAAAUGAUUUUGAAAAAUUAACUAUCCGUUUUGUGUCUAUAGUUUUGAAAAAUUACCUUGAGGUUCUGAAAUUAGUGCCAGAGUGAUUGUAAAAAUAAAAAUACAAUAAUAUAAUAUUGUCACAAUCUGUCAAUUCUUUAUGUAUAGAACUAUUUUGUAUAUAUUGUCAUUUUACAUUUUGGGAAUUUUUUGUUCUUUGUAAUGUAGUAAAUAAAGUAGUUUGACUCCAAGCAAUCCUGUCUGUUGAAUACAUUUAACCCAGCUGGUUAGAUGAACAGUCUUUAAUUGGGUUUGUCAUGUUUCAAACAGGUUUUGUCUCAAGAAAUAUAUUGCAAAAUAAAAUGCUUUUAUUAAAUGAAAA
Conger conger (European conger) is the source of this 6212-nucleotide messenger RNA. It is a transcript of the gene n4bp2l2, whose product is annotated as NEDD4 binding protein 2-like 2. The transcript has 6 exons. Bases 352 to 3642 code for a protein of 1096 amino acids. Gene Ontology annotation, cellular component: nucleus. Gene Ontology annotation, molecular function: transcription corepressor activity. The record is from RefSeq and is a predicted model, not a curated record. Gene Ontology annotation, biological process: negative regulation of transcription by RNA polymerase II. NCBI's taxonomy places the organism in Eukaryota, Metazoa, Chordata, Actinopteri, Anguilliformes, Congridae.